AUGAUAGCCAGAGUUGGAUUGAGAAGUUUCAAGAGCUGCAUAAGAUCUAGAAGUUUGCCUGUUAAAAACAUAAGGUAUUUAACAACAAAAACAAGUAUUACUGACCAUGCCACUGGAAGGGUUAUUACUUUAAGUGAUCCUAGUCGUCCAGAGAUAGCUGACUAUCCCAACCCUGAACCCAAGUUAGCUCAAGAAAAAGAUCCCUACAUCAAGUAUGAUGAUCAACAAAACAGAAGAAAUAUUGGUGAACCUGUAAAUAUUGAUGAUGACUAUUAUGAUAUGUGGUCCCCUGAUUAUUUUAAUUUUGUCUCUGACAAAACAGCUUUGAAACACAACGGUAUCUUCUUCUCACUUAUAUUUGGCUUUGGAGCAGCCAUAUGGUAUUUUGAAUUGAAUCCUGCUAAGCCAGCUAUGCCAAGGUCAUAUCCUUCAGGGGGUUUAGCAAAGGAACUUGGCUCGGGAGAUGAUAAAGACGAUUUCUUCUACCGUGUUAAACCAGAUAUUACGGCAGAAGAAGAACUUGGUUUCUUGGCCUAUGAUGAAUCUGUUGCCGAAAAACGCGAUGCUUACGUUAAAGCAAAUUCUGACUUCAUAAAUGCAUAA
Priceomyces carsonii is the source of this 603-nucleotide messenger RNA. RefSeq lists its product as uncharacterized. The transcript has a single exon. Gene Ontology annotation, cellular component: mitochondrion. Bases 1 to 603 code for a protein of 200 amino acids. The record is from RefSeq and is a predicted model, not a curated record. NCBI's taxonomy places the organism in Eukaryota, Fungi, Ascomycota, Pichiomycetes, Serinales, Debaryomycetaceae.